Messenger RNA from Protopolystoma xenopodis, 645 nucleotides. NCBI's taxonomy places the organism in Eukaryota, Metazoa, Platyhelminthes, Monogenea, Polystomatidea, Polystomatidae. The record is from the annotation of a GenBank genome assembly.
AUGUCGAAAACCGGGUUUUCCAAUACCAACGUCGACUUUUUCCCGAAUUCCCUUCCAUCAACUGUCUCGUCAAAAUGGCAGAUCGAGUCACACCAAAGUCUCGACCUUCAUUUGACUGAGGGCAGUGAAACGUGCAGUUCAAGACGUCCCGGGGCUCCGGCGAGUCAAUGGCCCACGUUGUUGGAGCCAUCUUCGCGGGGCAGGCUUCAUGUCGACUCGGUAGAGAUUGGAACGGUCGACUUCAGACCGGCCUCAAGCGUGUUCUCGCCUCAUUUCGACCGGUUCAUUAAUAAUGCCGCAACGAGUACAGACCUCACGACAACCCCUACCACCCCAUGCCCUGGUCAGCCUCCGUCCGACCUGCUGCCUCGGGACAUCCUCCGGCGCUCACCUCUUUUGUCCGGCCCGCCAGACCAGUUUGGCCCCGAGUUAAGACGCGUUUUUUCGCCUCUUUGUGCUUUCUGGAGUGCUGCUGGCCGGUUGAAAGUUUCCUCCGACUCGUUUGACCAUAAAGACAUCUCUCCACCCUGUCCCACUUCACUCGUCUCCAGCCAACAGAUCUACAUACACACAGACACACACACAAACACACAACCGGCCAGCCACCCCGUCCACUCUGAAAGCGCACUCAAUCGGUCAAGUUGA